AUGUACUUCCUUGUGUACGUGGAUGAUCUUUUACUCACUGGUAAUGAUGCUACCACUCUCACUGCAUUUCAGCUGGCCCUCGCUGACAAGUUCUCUCUCAAAGAACUUUGUGAUGUUAAUUAUUUCUUGGGUAUCGAGGUCAUUCCUACGGACACCGGUUAUGUCCUCUCUCAACACAAGUACAUGACUGAUGUCCUCACUCGGUUUCACAUGCUUGAUGCGACUCCGAUCUCCACUCCACUUGCCUCCUCUACUACACUUUCUCUCAGUGGUCCUCUCCUACUGAUGCGACCCGUUACCGCCAGGCCUUAG
Linum trigynum is the source of this 312-nucleotide messenger RNA. NCBI's taxonomy places the organism in Eukaryota, Viridiplantae, Streptophyta, Magnoliopsida, Malpighiales, Linaceae. The record is from the annotation of a GenBank genome assembly.